AUUUCUCCAAGAUGGUCCGAGCGUAACAAUUUUCUUUCCAGGUUGAAUCGGCCUUCUGGAGCUGGGAGGUGAUAUCGACAUCUGCGACAGCAUCAAUCAACACCCGCCACGACCGGCCAACAUCUCAUACAUCCGGCCCGAUCAGCUCAAAUUCGCCAAGGCUUUCUUAUCUCCUUCCAUCUCCAAAACUGUUCACAGCCCAUCGACGGCGUGUGAGCCCGGCCACAGCAAUACAGCCUUCCCACCCUCUACACACAUCUCGAAAUGGAUCACACACGAGACCCCUGCCCCUGGGUUAUUCUAAAUGAUUUUGGCGGUGCAUUCUCUAUGGGCGCCAUUGGUGGUACGAUAUGGCACGGUAUUAAAGGGUUUCGCAACAGUCCGGUGGGCGAGCGACGAAUAGGCGCCAUCACAGCCAUCAAAGCCCGCGCGCCAGUCCUGGGCGGCAACUUCGGAGUCUGGGGUGGGCUGUUCUCGACGUUCGACUGCGCCGUCAAGGGUGUCCGAAGAAAGGAGGACCCGUACAACGCCAUCAUUGCCGGCUUUUUCACAGGUGGUGCGCUGGCGGUCCGAGGAGGAGUCAAGGCAGCACGAAAUGGAGCUAUCGGGUGUGCGGUGCUGCUCGCUGUCAUUGAGGGUGUCGGUAUUGGAUUCCAGCGGAUGUUGGCCAGCGGUACAAAGUUGGAGGUGCCGCAACCACCGCCAAACGCAGAGCUAAAUCUGGCAUAGACUGUCCAAGAAUUAGCAACACCAAAAAAAUAGUUUACAACGCCACUCUACACCUUUGGCCCGGCAGACACAUCGGGCCUUGUAUUUCAUGAUAUUGGAAGUCUUUGCAUAACUUGCAUGGACAGCGGGCGGGAAUGCAUGUGUAAAAUAGAUGGUCCGGGAACUUGGUCGUGUUCGCUGUGUAUAACUGGAGUUUUUGGAACGACCUGGCUAGCAGACGGAGAAGCAUCAAACAUGAAGUAUACUAAUGAGAGCCAAGGCAGGCAUCUGGUCAUAGAAAUACGAUGUCAACAAUGCCAGUGUAUGCC
Pseudomassariella vexata is the source of this 1037-nucleotide messenger RNA. Its product is annotated as Tim17/Tim22/Tim23/Pmp24 family-domain-containing protein. Bases 265 to 729 code for a protein of 154 amino acids. Gene Ontology annotation, biological process: protein import into mitochondrial matrix. The record is from RefSeq and is a predicted model, not a curated record. NCBI's taxonomy places the organism in Eukaryota, Fungi, Ascomycota, Sordariomycetes, Amphisphaeriales, Pseudomassariaceae. Gene Ontology annotation, molecular function: transmembrane protein transporter activity. Gene Ontology annotation, cellular component: TIM23 mitochondrial import inner membrane translocase complex; mitochondrial inner membrane. The transcript has 3 exons.